AACAAACAAGUGUAGAACUUCAUAGACUAUAUAUUAUAUAGUAAUUAUACAAAAAAAAAAAUGGCUUCAACUAGCUUCCUCUUUCUUCAUGUGUUAGUCGUGUUUACUCUAGCACGCAUGGCUUUUUCGGAUUUGUCAGAUGAUUUCUACGAAGAUAUCUGUCCCGAAGCUUUACCAACUAUUAAACGGGUUGUUGAGGAUGCAGUCAGGCAAGAGAGGCGAAUGGGUGCCUCUUUGCUACGAUUGCAUUUUCAUGAUUGUUUCGUUAAUGGUUGUGAUGCUUCGAUUCUUCUUGAUCAAACAUCUAUUAUCGAUAGUGAGAAGACUUCUCGUGCUAAUAACAAUUCUGUCAGAGGAUUUGAAGUGAUCGAUAAAAUUAAAUCGGAGGUUGAUAAAGUUUGUGGACGUCCAGUUGUAUCUUGUGCAGACAUCUUGGCUGUUGCAGCUCGUGACUCUGUAGUUGCUUUACAUGGACCAACAUGGGAAGUGCAACUAGGAAGAAGGGAUUCCACUACAGCAAGUAGAACCACUGCCAACAAUGACAUUCCAACUCCAUCCAUGGAUUUACCAGCACUUAUCGACAAUUUCAAGAAGCAAGGUUUGGAUGAGGAAGACCUCGUUGCUCUCUCCGGUGGACACACACUAGGGUUUGCUCAGUGUUUCACUUUCAGGAAUCGCACCUACAAUGAGACUAACAAUAUUGACUCCACCUUUGCAAGCCAACGUCAAGCAAAUUGUCCUCGUAGUGGAGGUGAUUCCAAUCUUGCUCCCCUUGAUCCUACACCUGCUCUUUUCGACUCGAAAUAUUUCAGUAACUUGGUGUCUAAGAAAGGGCUUUUGCAUUCUGAUCAAGCACUAUUUAGUGGAGGAGAGACUGAUGAGCUUGUUAAAACCUAUAGUACAAACCUGAGGACUUUCUCGAAAGAUUUUGCUGAGUCUAUGAUUAAGAUGGGUAAUAUCAAGCCGUUAACGGGGAAUCAAGGCCAAAUUCGUGUCGAUUGCAGGAAGGUGAACUAAUGUUGCUAAUGAAAUCAAGUGUAUUUCAAAAUCAAUUUGUUAUUUUCAAUUGUAAUUGUGAUUUUAAUUCGUUUGGUACCUUAAUUUGUUGUUAUUUACCUAAAAUUAAAUAAAUUUAUUGUGAACAGAGAA
Messenger RNA from Solanum dulcamara, 1149 nucleotides. RefSeq names its product peroxidase 22.3-like. Gene Ontology annotation, molecular function: peroxidase activity; heme binding. The transcript is spliced from 3 exons. Lineage: Eukaryota; Viridiplantae; Streptophyta; Magnoliopsida; Solanales; Solanaceae. Bases 61 to 1017 code for a protein of 318 amino acids. The record is from RefSeq and is a predicted model, not a curated record. Gene Ontology annotation, biological process: response to oxidative stress; hydrogen peroxide catabolic process.